Pistacia vera is the source of this 1331-nucleotide messenger RNA. RefSeq names its product glyceraldehyde-3-phosphate dehydrogenase, cytosolic. The coding region runs from base 121 to 1008 and encodes 295 amino acids. The transcript is spliced from 9 exons. Gene Ontology annotation, molecular function: NADP binding; oxidoreductase activity, acting on the aldehyde or oxo group of donors, NAD or NADP as acceptor; NAD binding. The record is from RefSeq and is a predicted model, not a curated record. Gene Ontology annotation, biological process: glucose metabolic process. Lineage: Eukaryota; Viridiplantae; Streptophyta; Magnoliopsida; Sapindales; Anacardiaceae.
UUGGUUUUGGAAAAAUGUGUUAGGUUUUGGAAGGAUCGGUCGUUUGGUUGCAGAGUUGCUCUGCAGAGGAACGAUGUCUAGAUUGUGGCUGUUAACGAUCCCUUUAUCACAACUGAUUACAUGACCUACAUGUUUAAGUACGACAGUGUUCACGGUCAGUGGAAACACCAUGAAUUGAAGGUCAAGGAUGAAAAGACCCUCCUCUUCGGUGAGAAGCCGGUCGCUGUUUUCGGUGUCAGGAACCCAGAGGAGAUUCCAUGGGCUGAGACCGGAGCCGAGUUUGUUGUUGAGUCAACUGGAGUGUUCACUGACAAGGACAAGGCUGCUGCUCACUUGAAGGGUGGUGCCAAGAAGGUUGUUAUCUCUGCCCCAAGCAAAGAUGCUCCCAUGUUUGUUGUGGGUGUCAAUGAGAAAGAAUACAAGCCAGAACUUAACAUUGUUUCAAAUGCUAGCUGCACUACCAACUGCCUUGCUCCUCUCGCAAAAGUUAUCAAUGACAGAUUUGGAAUUGUUGAGGGUCUUAUGACCACUGUUCACUCCAUCACUGCCACCCAGAAGACUGUUGAUGGACCAUCAAUGAAGGACUGGAGAGGUGGUAGAGCCGCCUCCUUCAACAUCAUCCCUAGCAGCACUGGAGCUGCCAAGGCUGUCGGAAAAGUUCUGCCUUCCCUCAACGGCAAAUUGACUGGCAUGUCUUUCCGUGUUCCUACCGUCGAUGUUUCAGUGGUAGACCUCACUGUCAGACUUGAGAAGGAGGCAACCUAUGAUGAAAUCAAAGCUGCCAUCAAGGAGGAGUCUGAGGGCAAGCUUAAGGGCAUCUUGGGAUACACUGAAGAUGAUGUUGUAUCCACAGAUUUCGUGGGUGACAGCAGGUCAAGCAUUUUUGAUGCCAAGGCUGGUAUUGCUUUGAACAAGAACUUUGUGAAACUUGUGUCUUGGUAUGACAAUGAAUGGGGAUACAGUUCACGCGUGAUUGACUUGAUUGUCCAUAUGGCAUCCACUGCUUAAAAGGUUAAAGUUGCGGAUAAUCCGAAUUCCGAGGAGUUGUUUUUCAUGUUUUGGUCGAGUUUAGUGUUUAAGACAUGGAUCUGGAAUAAGAUGAGUUGGGAUUUUGUUUUAGAUGUUUAAUUGUGAAUCUGGUUUUUCCUUUUUUCUUUCCCCAUUUGCGGAUUUCGAAGGGGAUUGUGAACAAUUUCAUGGUUUUAUAAGCCAUACAUGUUUGGUCUAUAUAUAUGAAUGACUCAGUGCUUCUGUAUAAAGACAGACAAACCUGUAACCGAUUUCAAAAUCUUCAUUUCAAUAAUCAAAAGCAGAUUUCAAAGUCUUAAUUU